Messenger RNA from Oncorhynchus keta (chum salmon), 5065 nucleotides. RefSeq names its product myosin-binding protein C, slow-type-like. The record is from RefSeq and is a predicted model, not a curated record. Bases 263 to 4231 code for a protein of 1322 amino acids. Gene Ontology annotation, molecular function: protein binding. NCBI's taxonomy places the organism in Eukaryota, Metazoa, Chordata, Actinopteri, Salmoniformes, Salmonidae. The transcript has 34 exons.
ACUCUUCUAGAUGUGUCACUGUGCCGCCUCUCCCCAAUUGAGAUUCCCAUACUGUCCCACACUGUGCCCUCCUCAUCUCUUCCCAUCACUCUGGUCUGAGGGUCCCAGAGAGUUUCCCUGGUGGUUGCCCAUCUUUAUCUCUCCCUCUGGACUGAGGGCUCCCACGUCCCACCUGGCCUCCCGUACAAUCACGCUGGUCUGAAGGCACCUACCUACCUGCAGCUUUUCAUUCGUUGAUGCUUUUCUUGGGACCCGGCUCAAGAUGCCAGAGCCCACAAAGAAAGAUGAGAUGUCCAAUGGUGAGAAAGAGAGUGUUGCCCCAGACAGUAGUGAGGUGCCAAUGCCCACACCUGAGAUAUCCCUCGAGGUCUCACCUCCACCCCCAGAACAACCGGUAGAGACUGAGGGGAAGGAUCCACAGCCCAUAGAGGUGAUUAAGCCUGUACAGCCAGAACCAGUAGAGAAUGGGUCUAAAGAACCAGAACCAGAGGCGGUUGUGGUCGGGGCUAAAGAGCAAGUCGAGUCUGUGAACUCUGAAGUAAAGGAGGCCCCGUCCCCUUGCUCACCCCCACCGCCUGCAACCGUGAAGGAGGAAGCAGAGCCAGUUGUUACGGAGGUUACACAACCGCCAGAGCCUUUUGUUACAGUGGUUACCCCACCACCACCCCCACCUCAAGAUCCUGUUGUUACAGUGGUUACCCCACCACCACCCCCACCUCCCCCGCAAGAGCCUGUUGUUACAGUGGUUACCCCACCACCACCCCCACCUCCAGAACCAGUUGUUACGGUGCAGGUUACCCCACCCCCACCUCCAGCAGAUAAAGAUGACGCUACAACCAACACCCCAUCACCACCGCCCCCACCAGAGGAUGCCAAUACAGUCAAGAAACUCUCUAUUGAGCUGCCUAAUGAUAGCGUCCAUGUGUCAGCCAUGGGGAGAAAAGACUCAGUGUGGUCUCUGGGAGAGGGACAGGCUCCAGAGGACCUUGACAAGCCCGUAGACACCCCACCGCUGUCCAGCCUGCUCAUAGAAAGACCCCAGGGCGGAUCCAUCACUGUGGGUGGAGACAUCUCCUUUGUUGCCAAGGUGGAGGCCCAAGACCUGCUCCGUAAACCCACCAUCAAGUGGUUCAAAGGGAAAUGGAUGGACCUGGCCAGCAAGACCGGAAAGCACUUGCAACUGAAAGAAACCUUUGACCGACGCACCAAGAUUCACACAUUUGAGAUGCAUAUCAUCAAGGCCAAAGACAACUAUGCUGGAAACUACAGGUGUGAGGUCACCUACAAGGACAAAUUUGACAGCUGUUCCUUUGACCUGGAAGUGAAAGAACUGGAACAGUCACAGAGUGUUGAUAUUCGAUCAGCCUUCAAAAGAAGCAGUGAAGGACACGAGGAUGCAGGGGAUCUUGACUUUAGUGGUCUUCUUAAACAUAGGGAGCCCAAGCAGGAUGAGACGCCUGAAGUGGACGUGUGGGAGAUCCUGAAGUCGGCCAGGCCAGACCAGUACGAGAAGAUCGCCUUUGAGUACGGCAUAACAGACCUGCGGGGUCUGCUCAAGAGGCUGAAGAAGACCAAGAAAGAGGAGAAGAAGAGUGAAGCUUUUGCCAAGAAGUUGGAUCCAGCAUACCAGGUGGACAAAGGAGGGAAGAUCCGCUUAGUGGUGGAUCUUGCAGACCCCACAGUAGAGCUGAAAUGGUACAAGAACGGCCAGGAGAUCCGUCCAACUCCAAAUCAAAGGAAGUUUAUCUUUGAGCAAAAAGGUACACAGCGGAUUAUGGUCAUCAACAACUGCGGCCUGAAUGAUGACGCUGCCUAUUCCGUAGCCGCGGGAGAAGAGAAGUGUACCACAGAGCUGUUUGUCAAAGAGUUACCAGUGAAGAUUACUAAAGAGAUUGAGGCGGUGAAAACGACAGUGAACGAGAGGAUUGAGUUGGCGUGUGAAGUGUCUGAAGAAGGAGCUCAAGUAAAAUGGUGUAAGAACGGCGUGGAGGUCCCGACCGGACCCCGGUCACGCUACCGUGUCAAGUCUGAGGGGCUGAAACACUGGCUAAUCAUUGACGAUGCCUCAAAGGAGGACACUGGAACCUUCUCCCUCAUGGCCUCUGGGGGAACCUCUGAAGCCAAAGUCCAGGUUGAAUUGAAGCCACUGAAGAUUAUUCAGGAUUUGCAGGACAUGACAGUGCUUUUGGGCCAGCCACUGAAGAUGCACUGUGAGAUCUUCCCUGGGAAUGUUCCAGGUCGUUGGUACAGGAACGGACAGUUGAUCCAGUCCAACGACCGCAUCAACAUCCUGCAAAGAGCCAAGAACCACCGAUUAGAAAUUGUGAACAGCACCAUUCACGAUGCCGGGGAUUAUACCUUUGUGCCAGAGGGAUACUCUCAGAGCCUCUGUGCCAAAGUUCAUAUCGUUGAUCCUCCCAGGGUGCACCUGGAGAGCUUGAACUUCCCUGACAACACGGUGACCAUUGUGGCAGGAAAUAAACUCCGUGUGGAGAUCCCCAUCAGUGGAGAACCAGCACCCAGAGUGGUGUGGAUGAAGGGAGAGAGGGUAAUCCUUGACUCGGGCCACCGUGUGCGAGCUGAAACCUUCUCUGACCACACCAGCCUCACCAUCGACAUCGCAGAGAAGGAGGACACAGGAAACUACAAGAUAGUCCUGCAGAACGAGGCUGGGGAAGCAGGGGCUAGCAUCAAAGUCAAGGUGGUGGAUAUCCCAGACCCUCCUGAAGUUCCCCUGGUCACGGAGGUGGGAGGAGACUGGUGCUCUAUGACAUGGGAACCCCCGAUCUAUGACGGAGGCUCACCCAUCUUAGGCUACUUCAUCGAAAGGAAGAAGAAGCAGAGUUCCAGAUGGAUGAGGCUGAACUUUGACCUGAACAAAGAGACCACAUUUGAGCCUAAAAAGAUGAUUGAGGGUGUCCCGUACGAGGUGCGCGUCUUUGCUGUGAAUGCCAUCGGCGUGUCCAAACCCAGCGAGCCAUCCAAAGCCUUUGUGCCGCUGGCUGUGACCAGCGAGCCCACCAUGCUGGUGGUGGAUGAUGUCACAGACACCACGGUGACCAUGAAGUGGCGUCCCCCAGACACCAUCGGAGCUGCAGGCUUAGACGGCUACCUGGUGGAGUAUUGCAUCGAAGGAACUGAUGACUGGAGAGUAACCAAUAAGGAGCUGACAGAGAAGACUAAGUACACCAUCACUGGCCUCCCUCCAGAGGCUAAGAUCCUGGUUAGGGUAAGGGCCAUCAAUGCUGCCGGCGCCAGCACUCCCAGAACACUUCAGCACUCUAUCCUGGUCAAAGAGGUCAUCGAACCACCUAAGAUCCGCAUCCCCCGUCACUUGAGGCAGACGUACACUCGUAAAGUCGGAGAAGCAGUCAAUCUCGUUAUUCCAUUCAUGGGCAAGCCCAGGCCAAAGGUGAGCUGGCUGAAGGAGGGCCAGACGGUGGACCCCACGCAGGUCACUAUCCGCAACACAGACUGUGACAGCAUCAUCUUCAUCCGCAAAGCAGAGAGGAAACACUCUGGGAUGUACGAUAUGAAGGUGGAGGUGGAGAACCACGUGGACACGGCCAUCGUAGACAUCCAGAUAGUAGACCUCCCAGGGCCUCCACAGUGUGUGAAGAUAGAUGAGGUCUGGGGGGGAAACGUGGCUCUGGACUGGACCCCUCCAAAGGACAAUGGCAACGCCGCCAUUACAGGCUACACCAUCCAGAAAGCAGACAAGAAGACCAUGGAGUGGUACACGUGUAUUGAGCACUACCACCGCACCUGCAUCACCAUCACCGAGCUGGUGGUGGGGAACGAGUACUACUUCAGAAUCUACUCUGAGAACAUGGUGGGUCUGAGCGAGGGUGCCACCCAGACCAAGGACAGCGCCCUCAUCGUUAAAGAAGGCAUGCAACUGAAGAACCCCGAGUACAUCGACCACGACUUCAAAGAGCCUCCCAAGUUCACCCAGCCCCUCAUCAACACCUUCGCCAUCGCUGGCUACAACGCCACCCUCAACUGCAGUGUCCGUGCCAACCCACGACCCAAAGUGAUUUGGAUGAAGAAUAAGAUAGCCAUCAUUGACGACCCGCGCUACCGCAUGUUUAGCAACCAAGGGGUCUGCACCCUGGAGAUCCGGAAACCCAGUCCCUACGACGGGGGCAUGUACUCCUGCAAGGCCAUUAAUAACCUGGGUGAUGCACUAGUGGAGUGUAAGCUGGAGGUUAAAGUCCCCACUCAGGAUUAGUGAAUGUAUGUUCUCAUCCAAGGGGGCUUUACCUUCUCUGAGCUCAUGCAGCGUGGAGUGCCUUUACACCUGAUCGAUAAGUACAUGAGCGAGACCAAGGCCGUGGAGCAGCCAGAGAAGUAGUCGGACUGAGCAACCACUGAUACCCCUAGGCUGCCCGGAACCUGUCGUCACACCACUAGUGAUCUGCCUCUCACCAGCAGUCGAGGGAGGGGCUGGAGGGGGAGGGAGGGUUGUACUGGACUUUGGCAUGGCAUGCUGUGUGCGGGUAUGGAGCUAGUUAUCAUAGAACAAGCCAAUUCAUCACCAGCUUUGUGUCAUCUCCUAGUAUUCAAAAGGCUCUGUUUAAGCUCAGUUGCAUGUUGGCAGUGUUUUGGCUGUAGCUUUUUAUUUUAGAUGAGUAGUGCAGGAAAUGUGCAGUAGGACAAACUGUAAUUUCCACCUAUCUGGGCAUGUUUUUGUCUCUGUUGGGAUUGGGAACUGUGUUUGGGGGAGGGAGCUAAAUGUUGAAAUGUAUAAACAAUAUGGCUUGAUGUCUGUAAUGCAAUGACUUGUGAUUAAAGAUUGAACUUCAAAAGAUACAAAUAUUAAAACAUUUCUGAUCAGAUGAUUUACCAUGUGUAUGUAUGUUACCAAUAAAAUUUGAUUUGGGCUUUGAAAAACAGACAGUUAUCCACCUUUUGUUUAAGCCUUACACUGCAUGACGCUGUGCUUUCUCUGCCCAUACUGUACUUCAGGCUUGAGUAUAUUCUUAGCUGUCAGGCCAUCUGCGCAUGCUUUCAUCUUCAAUUUUUUGUUUAUGACUCCUGGAAUAAAAGAAAAACAUGUAACAUA